This is a messenger RNA of Striga hermonthica, 1455 nucleotides long. Lineage: Eukaryota; Viridiplantae; Streptophyta; Magnoliopsida; Lamiales; Orobanchaceae. The record is from the annotation of a GenBank genome assembly.
AUGGCUCAGGACGUGGAGAUGAAGGAGCAGCAGCCUGGCACGCCGAACUCCGUCUCCGACACUUCGCCAUCCACCAUUCAGCAUUUGAAAGACAUUGCCGCAAUGAUUGAAACGGGAGCUUACACCCGGGAGGUUAGGAGGAUCGUUAGGGCAAUUCGGUGGACAAUUCAAAUCAGGAAGAAGCUGAAUGCUUCUGUGCUUUCUGCAUUUCUCAACUUUGCACUCGUGUCUGGCUCCGAGGCUCAUUCGCGCUUGUCUUCGUAUUUGCCUAAGGGGGAUGAGCAUAAUAUGGAGGUGGAUAAUAUUGCUCAUACGAAGCAUGCCUUACCGGAGCUUGAGAUCUAUUGCUCUUUGCUCGUGCUAAUAUUUCUGAUUGACCAAAAGAGAUACAAUGAGGCCAAGGCUUGUUCUUCAUCGAGUAUUGCACGUGUGAAGAACCUCAACAGGAGAACCAUAGAUGUAAUGGCAUCAAGGCUGUACUCUUAUUAUUCACUGAGCUAUGAACUUACUGGGAAUCUAGCUGAAAUACGAGGAACUCUACUUUCUUUGCACCGGACUGCGACUUUACGUCGUGAUGAGUUGGGUCAGGAAACUCUUCUGAAUCUGCUGUUGAGAAAUUACCUCCAUUACAACUUAUAUGAUCAAGCAGAGAAAUUGAGAUCAAAAGCUCCUCGUUUUGAAGCUCACUCGAACCAGCAGUUCUGUCGAUACCUCUUCUACCUCGGAAAAAUCCGAACAAUUCAGCUAGAGUACACUGAUGCUAAAGAGUCCCUUCUUCAAGCCGCCCGUAAAGCACCUGCUUCGGCUCUCGGUUUUCGAAUACAAUGCAACAAGUGGGCCGUUAUUGUCCGAUUACUGCUCGGAGAAAUUCCUGAGAGAACCGUUUUUAUGCAGAAAGGGAUGGAAAAGGCCCUCCGACCGUACUUUGAGCUUACAAAUGCUGUCCUAGUCGGAGAUCUCGAGCUUUUCAAGAAGAUAGCCGACAAAUACGCGAGCAUUUUCGCGGCCGACCGUACGAACAACUUGAUCGUUCGGCUGAGGCACAACGUUAUCCGAACGGGACUUCGCAACAUCAGCAUCUCAUACUCACGCAUCUCACUCACCGAUAUUGCUGCAAAGCUUCGGCUCGACUCUCCGAGCCCCGUUGCAGACGCUGAAUGCAUCGUGUCAAAGGCAAUCCGAGACGGGGCCAUUGAUGCCAAGCUCGACCGGGCUAGCGGGUCCAUGGUGUCCAAGGAAACGGGUGACAUUUACUCGACAAACGAGCCUCAGGCUGUGUUAAAUUCAAGAAUUGCCUUUUGUUUGAACAUGCAUAAUGAGGCCGUUCGCGCACUGAGAUUCCCGCCUAACUCGCACAAGGACAAGGAGAGUGCGGAGAAGAGGAGGGAAAGGCAGCAACAGGAGGAGCAGGAGCUUGCUAAGGUUAUAGCUGAGGAAGAUGACGAUGAAUUUUGA